AUGCCACCAGUAUAUCUCACCAAACGCGAUACAGAUGGCCUCACCAUCGCCAUCAUCACUGUCUCGUGUAUUUUGCUUGCACUCAUAGUGUCCCUUGUUCUGCUCACGCUAUACUGUUGUGCCGUGAGAGUAGCCGUUUGGGAUCUUGAACAGGGCCAAGUCGUUGUGAAACUCGCCAAAUCCUCCCAACAGCCUCAAGAUGAAAACAAUGACCACGAGAGAAAAGAAUCGCACAAUAAAAAUCACGAUUCUAUCCGAGAAAAUUCUGUUUUGGAGCCCGAAGCCUUUGACACAUUUCAGUACUCUUCGUUGUUAAGACACGAGAUUGAUCAGAGAAACGUUUCUGAAUUGCUUGAGGUCAAAGAUGCUCAUUCAGAAAGAAAAAUCAAGGUUGGAAUGGUUGUGGUUGCCGUGGAAAAGUAUCGAGCGAGUUCUAGCAACGAACUCUUUCUUAAUAACGGUGAUCUGAUCAGAUUAUUGGGAAUCCAAAAGCUUGAAUCGGGAGUUUAUAUGGGAAAAGGGAUCCCGCUGCACUCUGUUUUGAAGAUCGACAAGGACGAGAUCAGGUUGGUUUCUGGCCCUUAUGACGGUUCGAUGGAAAUUCCGCAAUUACUGGACAGCGUCAAAAGCUUCCCCAUGAACUGUGUUUCUCUAGAGGCUACGGUGUUGGAGUACCAGACACUGUCUAUUCCCAAUCAUGAUGCAGAGGGGAGCAUCACUCCCACGAACGACAUCAAUCAUGAUUACACCACGUCAUCACCAACAACUGCCGAACAGACCUUUUAUUCGGUAGAUAACUGA
Kuraishia capsulata CBS 1993 is the source of this 801-nucleotide messenger RNA. RefSeq lists its product as uncharacterized. The transcript has a single exon. Bases 1 to 801 code for a protein of 266 amino acids. The record is from RefSeq and is a predicted model, not a curated record. Lineage: Eukaryota; Fungi; Ascomycota; Pichiomycetes; Pichiales; Pichiaceae.